This is a messenger RNA of Drosophila serrata, 3171 nucleotides long. RefSeq names its product wurstfest (gene fest). The record is from RefSeq and is a predicted model, not a curated record. Lineage: Eukaryota; Metazoa; Arthropoda; Insecta; Diptera; Drosophilidae.
UUACAGCCAUUCUUUCGAAAAUUGUCGCAGCGAGCAGAGCUCUGGAAAAGCACAAACUAAAAAAAAAAAACUAAAUUCCUCUCAUUGAGUCGUUGUAGUCCGUGUCGAGCAAAUAACUUGGUUUUCGCAUCCGGCAUUCGCGUGUCCGCUCUUGUUCAGAUCAAUACUCCAAGUCCAGGCCCCCAAGUCCAUCUCGAAGACAGACAGACGCAAGUCGCAAGUCAUUUCGCACACGCAUCCAACGCAAAGGGUAAGAAGCAGAGUGAAGCAAAGAUGGUUACCGAACCGAUCGCCGUUGUUGCCAAGUCGAGCAGCACCAAGGAGGUGCAGUGCCAGCACUCUGGCCUCGACGAGCCCAUUCCGGAGCCGACUCCGGGCAUCAUGGUCACUCCGAAGAGCGGUCGCGUUGGCAUCUUCAACGCCGAGGACUUCUUGUCCCGUGCCCAGAUGAACGACAAGAUCAACAACAUCCUUCGCUCGCCGACCAAGGCGUCCAACGGGGUUCGCCAACGCUCCGUUUACACCAACAACCCAUCGCCGCGUGCUCCUAUGCGUUGCGUGCCCUUGUGGUCCGACCCAUUGAGCUCCCGCAUGAGCGCCAUGUCUCUGAGCCCCAGCCACAUGAGGGGCAUGGAGCGUGCCAUUGACCGUGUCAGCAGCAGCAGCAGCCUGGGCCACAGCACCAGCGUGGGCACCAAUACCGCCAUACUGGCCAAGGAGUGCUCCAGCCAGACUAGCCUCAGUGCUCGCCCCUUCAUGCACAUGGGCAUGCAUGCGACUCCCCAGGCUUCGUAUGGCGGACUUCAGUCGCUCGCUGGCAGCUAUGAUAUGGUACCCUUGGAGAUGGAUGCCGUGAAUGUGGCCCGCAAUGGCAAGGCCCUGACAGGACGCUAUAACUCCAACUAUGGCUAUGAUCCUGAGAGCGCUUACUGCAUGCAACCCCAGGGACACCACACCCAACAGUUUCCGUCCCCAAUGCCGCCACCACCUUAUGCUUUGGGUCGCGUCAGCUCGCACAGCUUUGACUUUGACAACAACGCCCCACCGCCGUGUCCCGGCUCUGGACCGAUUGCCAUGUCCAAUGGCACUAUCCAGCUGCGUCUGCGCGAAGGUGUUCGCAUUGAUAUGACUCUGGACAAGGCUGUGCGCGUGCUCAACCAACGCAGCAUGGUGGCAGUGUCCCUUUCGCGCAACUGUAGCAAUUCCGCUUUGAUCCAUCCCAAUGGACGCAUUUUGCAGAGUGGCUCAAAGGUGGAGAUUGUCACCUAUGACGGCAUGAAGGCCAACAACUAUGUACGCUACGCCAAAAUGUGGUACAAGGGCGUUAGUUUCACUAGCGAGUCAUGCGCCCUCAUCUAUCUGGUGGACACAGCCGGUACACGCACCACCACCGACACUUUCACUGACCUGACCAAGGACUACACACUGGCAGUGUUCUACGACGAUUCGCGCCAUGGACCGUCGUUUGUGCCUGAUGCCCACGAGGUAAUCGCCAAUUCGUCCUACAACUGCGCCGAGGACGGCACUGAGGUGUACGACAUCAAUGGAUUCCGUAUCACGCAGGCUGCUGAUGGUCUGGUUAAGGUCACGCGCCAGCACAAGUGCCUGAUUCGCACCAGUCCAGGCAAUGGAUCGGCCACUCUGACCACACCCGGCAUCCAUUGCACCGCCUCGCUGGGCAAGACCUCGCACCUGUUUGUACGUCGCAAUGAGAAACGCAUGCACUUUGAUGGAUCCUGUUUCAUUGUACGCAACGCUGGCCACUCUGCCGGAUUCAACGAGAACAACCUGCUGAUUGUGUACUAAAUUCUGGUCACCACGUGGAAUGUGUCCGCAGCUGCGUGGACCUUCGCGACCCUUCAUCAUACCAACACAGACACCCAACGACACCGACACUUACAUCGACUCAACCGUCGACAUGACACCGUCACCCCAUCAUAGAAUCACACACCAGGCCCUCGACGAGGAGAGGAAUCAGAUCAGGUUAAUAGUAUUAGAAAGAGCUCGAAAAAAGGCGCGUGCAACCGAAAGGAGAAAAGAAAAACCGACCCACGGAGGACAGACCUUCUAUAGUUCUGUCUUCCAGGGCAAUUCUUCGGUAGCUCGGCGUAGGCGCAACGCAACUAUUAGGGAACUAGCUAGCUUUAGAUACCCAUUAUAUUUAACUCUAUCCUCGAUAAUCAUCACCUUUUUACGCAUACCUAUUUCAUAGUGGUAAGUCGGUAGGGCCUCUCUAUUCCUACCGACUCCUUGAAACGCUGGCAAGUUCGAUCAGUGCCAGCGUUUGGUGUUAAAAUCAAAAAAUAAUAAUUCCAAACGCGUUUCACUUGCUUUUCGGCCCAAAACUAUCAAAAUUGCUUCUUAACUAAUUUUAAAAUUUUGCAUUUUAACCGCAACCACCUGGAUGAAAGCACCCUUCAGGAAAAAACACACAAAAAUCGAAAGAAACCCUGACAAUUUGAAAUCGAAAAAAAAUUAUAUAUAUAUCUAAAUUGAACUCCAUAUAAAUGGAGGGUUCAACAAAAAACCCGUGGACGAGUUCAUUGGCGUUACGUUCGGACCACGUAACGCCAGUGUAAACUCAUUUAGUUCUAAGUUAUCAGUUAAGAUCAGUUAACCCAGUUACUGAGGUCCAAAACCGUGUUCUUCUUUUUGCUAUGUCUCCACAAGUUCACACGACACCACCUAACACCCUAACAACCACUAACAUCUAUUAAGCACACGCAGCAAGUGAAACCGUAGUUUUCAGUGUAGAGAAAUCGUCUGAAAAAAAUAAAUUAAAGUGUGCACACUAAGUUCGGUAAAGUACACACUAUACCCUAUACACUACCCUACACACUAGCACAUACAGGCAAUUAAUUAUAGAACCCAAGAAAAGUGAGAAAUUGUGGAAAAGAAAUACGAUUUUUUUUAUAAGUUAGCUUGCAAAACCACACUCGUCCACCACAGGCAUCCGUGCCCAAGAAACCCAAAAACACACAUCAUGAUACACAACCAAGUACUCACUUCUCUGAUUAAGAUCGUCUAGGGCUCAAAGUGUUAAACAUCGCACAGUUAUACGUGCUUAGCCCUUAGACAAUAUCUAUAAACCAAAAUCCUAAAUAAUGUACAACGAAAUUUAUGUGUACAAAAAUCAAAUGGAAAAAAUACAUACGUGAGUCAAAAAUGUAA